Messenger RNA from Trichosporon asahii var. asahii CBS 2479, 507 nucleotides. Its product is annotated as alpha DNA polymerase. Lineage: Eukaryota; Fungi; Basidiomycota; Tremellomycetes; Trichosporonales; Trichosporonaceae. The record is from RefSeq and is a predicted model, not a curated record. The coding region runs from base 1 to 507 and encodes 168 amino acids. The transcript has 2 exons.
AUGCUCCGCAUGUACUCGCUCUCGGCGCAGGACCUGUUCUUCAAGUACGAGGCGUUCCUGAUGUCGCGGCCGAGCGGACUGAGGCAGAAGCUGUCCAAGUUCAACCUCGACGUCGCGCGCGAGCUGCGCAAGGAAAUUCAGCGCGAGAGCCAGAGCAAGGCGAGCAAGGCUGCCAGUAGCGUCAACAACGGCGACACCAAGGUUGCCGGUGUGCGGCGGAAGAACGCGGCGGUCGCGGACCUCGGAGGAUUCCUUGAUGGCCUCUCGACGCCGGUGAAGAAGCGCAAUGUCGCGACGCAACUGUCGAACACGAGCAACAAUGCGAAUGUGCCCUCGCCGUCUAGCAUGAGCACGCCGCAUCGUACGCCAACUGGCCCCAUCCCGACAGCCAGCAGCUACCGCCCCUCUGGGCCGUCUCGACUCGCUGUUCCCGUCUCAACGCCGUUGGGCAAGGACGGUAUCGCGCCCUCGAGCCCGGUAUCAGGCGCUGAGUCGCCGAACGGGUAA